AUGGGCUGGUUUGGUAUUUGCCUGACAUCCUUUCAGGAGCACGCUAGGUAUGUGACUAUGGCCGCUGGGUGUACAAUCUCAAACCCUGUUCAGUUGCAGAUCUGGAAGUUCCUCAAAAUUCUUGAAUCAGCUUUGACGAUAGACGACAAGGCUACUACUAACUGGAGGAAUCAUAAAAUGCACUACAGGCCUGCAGAGCAAUGUCAACAACUCAAGCCCGGGACCUCUUCCAAGUUCAAGCUUGAAGUCAGCGUGCAAAUGAAGCGUGGCGCCGUUGGGGCGCAGUGGAGCCUGGAAAUGCAAGAGUCAUCUGCUUUGAUUGGCGCCAUCCUGAGUAUCAUACAUCCACAACUUUAUGAGCAGGGAAUGGAGGCACUCCACCGCCUCGAGACAGAAAAUGGGUUUGUGGAUGAUGAGGAAGAAUUGUACAUGGCGCUGAAGCAUUGGACUCCCCCUUUCAGCGCCUUGUCAGUGAUUAGCAACCGGUCAACACCAGUACACCGUGACACCAAAGGGUGCAAUGAGUGGAUUGAUGUCCUAGUGCCUUUGGGAGAGAAAGACUUGACUGGAAUCAUGGAUUUCCUGGGUUUAGGCAUAUCCAUCAAGUACAACCCAUCGACAAUAGUUGGGGUUGCUGGCAAAGUGAUCUCACAUGGGGCAGUGUUUGAAGGGGGAGAAAGGGGGUGCAUUUCAUACUACAUGCGCAAUAAAGUUCAUGAGAGGUUAGGAGUUCCAGCGGGCACAUGGAUGAACACCAAGCUAGCGCCUGUUGGUCACAAUGGCGCUGGCGCCUCUUCGUCAAAAUGGCGCUGGCGCCUCUUCGUCAACAUGGUGCUGGCGCCUCUUCGUCAACAUGGUGCUGGCGCCUCUUAG
Laccaria bicolor S238N-H82 is the source of this 873-nucleotide messenger RNA. RefSeq lists its product as uncharacterized. Bases 1 to 873 code for a protein of 290 amino acids. NCBI's taxonomy places the organism in Eukaryota, Fungi, Basidiomycota, Agaricomycetes, Agaricales, Hydnangiaceae. The transcript has 3 exons. The record is from RefSeq and is a predicted model, not a curated record.